Messenger RNA from Myotis brandtii (Brandt's bat), 1563 nucleotides. Its product is annotated as proline-rich protein 2-like. NCBI's taxonomy places the organism in Eukaryota, Metazoa, Chordata, Mammalia, Chiroptera, Vespertilionidae. The record is from RefSeq and is a predicted model, not a curated record. Bases 141 to 1148 code for a protein of 335 amino acids. The transcript is spliced from 4 exons.
ACAGCAUCAGGAAAGGCAGGUGCCCGGGGCCAGCAGGGAGGCCUAGGGAAAGGAGACACAGCGAGGCCUCUGCCUCGGCCGCUGCUGGACAAGAAGGUCAGCGCCCAGGCAGUGCCCAAAGCUCUCGGGACAAGGAAGGGAUGCGAUUUCCCCAUCGCCCUUGGGUGCCCAGGCUCCGGGAGCACCUCACUUCACUAGAGCCUCAUUGGGAGUCUCCAUAUGGACCUCCAGAACCCACCUCCUGCUGCCCCAAGCACAAGAGCGACUCUGGACCCAAGAGUAGAGGCAGUCUAGCCCUCACAAGCACCCCUCCCAACAUCAGCCCGACCCCACCCACAUCAGGAGCAACACAGGCUUCUCUCAGCAGGCGCCUCAGAGCUGACACCAGAAAGACAGGGCCUGAACAUGCCCUUCGCCUGGGGCCAUGGAAUCGCGGUCCUGACCCAGAGGAGGAGAGGAGGCCGCCAGCAGCCCUAGCCCAGGAGUGGCUGCUCCCAAGAGGAGCUGGCAGAAGGGCCGGGGAUGCCCCCCGAACUCCGAGGUCGCAUUUGGACAGCCGCCUGGAGACACGGGUGGGUGGCAGCACACAGGGGAGCGGCUCUCCCCGGGGUGCGCCACCUCCUGCCCAGCCCACCUCUCCCAGAGCAACACUUUCCCUCCCUGAGCACAGGCCCCCCCACCAGACACCCCCAGCAGCAGACAGACAGAAGAAAGAGAGGGAGGGGAGGAGGGGAAAGUGUCAGAGAAACCCGGAAGGAAGGAAGCUGGACAGACAGACAGAAGCGGAUCCUGGCUUUACUGUUCCAGAGAGGCAGCCUCCAGAUCCCAGACCGCCAGGAGCCCGCUCCUCUCAGCGCCCAGGGGAGAAGGGAGAGGCGACACGGUCCCUCCUGAGACCAAAUCCCAGCAGCCCGGGGACAGAAGGCGUCUCCGGCAAGCAAGAGCCUGAGCCUCCCUUCUCUUCCCACAUUCCUUUGGGCCCAGGCAGGGGCCACUUCCCCUCAGCAGCGCAGGGACACCUCCAAGGAACUCUGAUGGCCCCACCCCCACCGCCCAGCCAAACCCACACCGCGAAGAACUCUCGGCUGGGGAGACUCCUCCAGGCACAGCCCCUGCUGCCCCCAGGCAGUGCUUGGGGCCAGAGGUGACCCCAGUGAUCCCCAAACCCAAUGCACCUCCUUCGGGAGGCUCCCAUCAGGCAUGGAGGGGUGCUGGGACCCCAGGGGUAGGGAACCCUAGGAGGGGGACUACAACUCCCAGAAGCCCCCAGGGCAGGGCUGCUGCUCCAGCUGGCCCCAGGCCGGCCUUGUUCUCUGCUCUAGGGUGGCAGGGUCCCCUGGCUGCCCCUGAGCCCUCCCCACUGUGCUCUGGGGCUGCUACCAGAUUGGGGGCCCAAGCGUAACCUCCACGAACCCUGGGGGCGCCCCCGCCCAUUAAACAGCUCGGGGGUGCGUUCCCGAGGGCAAGCGAUAUUCCGACUGUGUCCCCCUCCCCAGCUCGAACUGGACCUCCCUCCUCGCGCCCCUGCGGGCUCGGCAGGACCUGCGCCCUCAGCCCAGCCCG